AUGUUUAAUUGUUGGUUAUUACUAUUAUUCUGUUUGGUGACCAGAGGGUUUGAAAUUGUUGCAGAACCUCAGAACCUGGAUGACAAUGAUAGUGAAGUGGCUGGAAUGAAAUUGACUUCUAUCCAUGAAGGUGCCGGAAUUGAAUAUGCAUUCCUUGGCAACACCAGUAGAGAUUUCAAUUUCAAUGAAUCCAAUAAUGAUUUAUACUUCCUUGUUCCGGCAAGAGAUGAGUUUGGUAAUACAACUUUUCAACAGAGUUUAUAUGUUGAUCUUGGAGAAGACGACCUGAAUUCGGGUGUGGUUCAAUUUACCAUCGGCGGACAAAGUUAUGUUUCAAUUGAUGAUGAAGGGUUAAUCAGAGUAAGAAAUUCAAAUGCCUUCUUUGCCUGUAAGAAUAUACCUGAGUUGGCAGGAUACACAAACUCGGUGAAAAAUUGGGCUGUCAUGUUAUACCCCUACGGAGGGGCUCCUGACACAUGUGUGUAUAUCAAAUUAGUAGCUGAAGGUUGGGGAAGUUCCAAUUCCACUUCCCAGAGUCUGACGGUAUCUGUUAGUUCCACAGAAAGUUCGAAAGGAUCCAGUUCAACAGUUUCAACAUCAUCAUCCUCAGAAUCUUCAAAGACUUCAGAAACCUCAGAAACUUCUUCUAUUUCAACUGAUUCUCAGCUGGCAUCCAGUAAUACUUCAGGUAAUUCGGGGUUGAUUAAUAAACCAACUAUCCCAUUAGCUUUAGUCUUUUUAUUUAAUUUAUUGUAA
Messenger RNA from Yamadazyma jaroonii, 756 nucleotides. The record is from the annotation of a GenBank genome assembly. NCBI's taxonomy places the organism in Eukaryota, Fungi, Ascomycota, Pichiomycetes, Serinales, Debaryomycetaceae.